Molecule: messenger RNA, 915 nt
Organism: Plasmodium yoelii
Lineage: Eukaryota; Apicomplexa; Aconoidasida; Haemosporida; Plasmodiidae
Product: PIR protein
Exons: 3
Coding region: 1-915 (304 amino acids)
Source: RefSeq, a predicted model, not a curated record
AUGAAUGAUGAAUUGUGUAGAAAAUUUGGUGUUUUGAAGGCGUAUUUACCCGAUGAAUUAGGCGAAACUGGAACACUCACUUUUGGUGAAAAUAAGAAUUUUAUUAAAUACUGCCCUGAGAAUGGUUCAGGAGGAAAUGAAUGCAAUAAUGAUCUCGAUAGAAUUACGGCUGGAUUUUUAUGGUCACUUGAACAAUGUUAUUCUGGACUCGUAAAUAAAGAUCAUAAUGCAAAUAGUAAUAAUGCAUUUUUUCUAUAUAUGAUUUCAUGGAUUAGUUACAAAUUAAAUCAAAUCAAAGAGAAGGGAUUCACAACAAUAAACGAAUUUUUUACUAAAAAUGUAAAAAAUAGUGGUAAAUAUAAACAAUUUAUAAGUGAUGCCUAUAAAAUUGGAGAACUUAAGAAAUUCAUGGAUGAAAGAGAUUAUUUGAUGAAUAUUAAUAUUGAGGAUCUGUCUAAAUGUUAUGAUUCAUUCAAAUUAUUAUGUAAUAUGUAUGAUGAUGUUGAAACGAAUAAACCUGGUGACACAUUGUCAAAUAAUGUUACUAUGUUUGUUAACAAAUAUACAGAACUCAAAGAUGACUAUAAUAUUGGAGAUACUACACGUAGUAAAAUAUUGCCUGUUUUAUCAACUGAUUAUGAUAAUUUUAAAAAUUAUUGUACUAGAAAAGGUGCUAAUUGUAAAUAUUCUUCAUCCUUUCCAGAGAUAUCAGAAUUUUCUGCACAAAUAUAUGGAGUUACAUCAUCAAGCUCGUCGACAGGAAAGAAAUUAUUUACAGUUUUAUCGAUAUUUGGUGCAAUAGCAUUUUUUUUAGGAAUUUCUUAUAAGUAUUCAUUAUUUGGAUUUCGGAAACGAUUUAAAAAACAACAAAUAAGAGAAAAAAUAAAAAAUAUAAAGAAGAAAAUGAAUCGUUAA